This is a messenger RNA of Physeter macrocephalus (sperm whale), 1311 nucleotides long. RefSeq names its product ATP-dependent DNA helicase Q5-like. Gene Ontology annotation, biological process: double-strand break repair via homologous recombination. Gene Ontology annotation, cellular component: chromosome; cytoplasm; nucleus. The record is from RefSeq and is a predicted model, not a curated record. Lineage: Eukaryota; Metazoa; Chordata; Mammalia; Artiodactyla; Physeteridae. The coding region runs from base 148 to 1311 and encodes 387 amino acids. Gene Ontology annotation, molecular function: ATP binding; 3'-5' DNA helicase activity; nucleic acid binding. The transcript is spliced from 7 exons.
GCUAUAUUAUUUGAAAAUAAUAUAGUUUGAGUGUAAUAAAGCAAACUUAUAGAAAAAAUAAGUAGGCUUUGAAAAGCAGAACAGAGGGUUCUCCUCGCAACCAUAUGAUCGUCACCUUUGCCUUAACCUUUGGCCACUGUCGUCAGGAUGAGUACCAACCCUUCCUCUCCUUUUGAUCCUGAGCGUCAAGUCCGGAGCACGUUGAAGAAGGUCUUUGGGUUUGACUCUUUUAAGACGCCUUUGCAGGAGAGGGCAACCAUGGCUGUAGUGAAAGGCGACAAGGAUGUCUUUGUGUGCAUGCCCACAGGGGCAGGAAAGUCCCUCUGCUAUCAGCUCCCUGCUCUGUUGGCCAAAGGCAUCACCAUCGUGAUCUCUCCUCUCAUUGCUUUGAUUCAGGACCAAGUGGACCACUUGCUGGCCCUGAAGGUCCGAGUGAGUUCCCUGAACUCGAAGCUCUCGGCACAGCAGAAGAAGGAGCUGCUCUCCGACCUGGAGCAGGAAAAGCCCUGGACCAAGCUUCUGUACAUCACGCCAGAGAUGGCGGCUUCUGCCUCCUUCCAGCCCGCCCUGAACUCCUUGGCGUCUCGCCACCUGCUCUCCUACCUCGUGGUGGAUGAAGCCCAUUGUGUUUCCCAGUGGGGGCACGACUUUCGUCCUGACUACUUGCGUCUGGGAGCCCUGCGCCCCCGCCUGGCCCAUGCCCCCUGUGUGGCUCUCACUGCCACAGCCACCCCGCAGGUCCGAGAGGAUGUGUUUGCCGCCCUGCAGCUGAAGCAGCCAGUUGCUACCUUCAAGACUCCCUGCUUCCGGGCCAACCUCUUCUAUGAUGUGCAGUUCAAGGAACUGCUUCCUGAUCCCUACGGGAACCUGAGGGACUUCUGCCUUAAGGCUCUCGGACAGAAGGCUGAUAAAGGGUUGUUGUCCGGCUGUGGCAUUGUCUACUGCAGGACCAGGGAGGCCUGUGAACAGCUGGCCAUGGAGCUCAGUUACAGGGGCGUGAAUGCCAAGGCGUACCACGCAGGGCUGAAGGCUCCUGAAAGAACGCUGGUGCAGAACGAGUGGAUGGAGGAGAAGGUCCCUGUAAUUGUUGCAACUAUUAGCUUUGGAAUGGGAGUGGACAAAGCCAAUGUCAGGUUUGUCGCCCACUGGAAUAUUGCCAAGUCUAUGGCUGGGUACUACCAGGAGUCUGGCCGGGCUGGCAGAGAUGGAAAGCCUUCCUGGUGCCGUCUAUAUUACUCUAGGAAUGACCGGGACCAAGUCAGCUUCCUGAUCAGGAAGGAAGUAGCAAAACUCCAGAUGGAGCUUCUGUAA